Molecule: messenger RNA, 2477 nt
Organism: Limanda limanda (common dab)
Lineage: Eukaryota; Metazoa; Chordata; Actinopteri; Pleuronectiformes; Pleuronectidae
Gene: tspan31
Product: tetraspanin 31
Exons: 6
Coding region: 116-754 (212 amino acids)
Cellular component (GO): membrane
Source: RefSeq, a predicted model, not a curated record
CUCUGACGUCAUCGGGCAGCACCCUGGGACGGACGCGUCUGUUCUGAUCUUUCACGUUUUACCUGUAAACUACCGACCCGUGCGCGUGUCCGCCGCGCGUAACCGCUCCGUGAACAUGGUGUGCGGCGGCUUCAGCUGUUCCAAGAACGCGCUGUGCUCCCUCAACGUGGUUUAUAUGCUGGUGGGGCUGCUGCUGAUCGGAGUGGCAGCAUGGGGGAAAGGCUUCGGCCUGGUGUCCAGCAUCCACAUCAUCGGGGGGGUCAUCGCGGUGGGUUUCUUCCUGCUGCUCAUCGCCAUCGUCGGACUCAUCGGAGCGAUUCACCACCACCAAGUGAUGCUGUUCUUCUACAUGGUGGUUCUCUUCAUCGUGUUCCUCUUCCAGUUCGGAGUUUCCUGUUCCUGUCUGGCGGUGAACCGCGGGCAGCAGGAGGGUCUUCUGAACUCUACGUGGGGAAUGUUGAACAACAAGACCAAGACGGACCUGGAGAGUCAACUGAACUGCUGUGGGCUGCUGAACGGGACCAGCAGCCGGACCCAGUUUGAGCUGGACGUGCAGAACUGCCCGGCUUUUUGCAAAAAGGAUCAUUCCUGUCACUCCUGUGGGGAUAUGAUGCUGAAUCAUGCAACCGAGGCUCUGAAGAUCCUCGGGGGCGUCGGGCUCUUCUUCAGCUUCACAGAGAUCCUCGGCGUGUGGCUCGCCGUGCGCUACAGGAACCAGAAGGACCCACGAGCCAACCCCAGUGCUUUCCUAUAGUCCGGCCCUCGCCCGCAGUGUAGUGCCAUAGAUGCAGUUUUCAGACACACUGGCACACACACACACACACACACACACACACACACACACACACAGAGUAGUGCACAUCUAGAGGCAGACACUCAGGCAUAUGAUACAAGUUCACACCAACCACGACAACACACAACGAACGAGUGCACGCAGCACCAGACACACACCGAGGAACACAACACUCUCACCUGAGAUCCAGAAACCACCACAACCCGUCACUCUGUUUUCUUUCUGCCGGAGCCGAGGCUGCGGCCCGCUGGAUUCUUGUGUAUGAAAGGACGACUUGUUUCCCCAGGUCCUCGUUGUGGGUCUCACGACGGUCAGCCUUGACUCGAGUUCCAGAUCCCCGGCUCGGUUUCCUAACGCGUGAGAAGCGCUGCGAUAGCUCUGCAUGUGUCGUGCGCCUGCAGCAGAGAGUGAGUGGCUGUGCAUCAUCCAACAGAUCCACUCGUAUGCACCUUGACUCCUUCCUCUAGCGUAGUGCCACCACCUAACAACACCCAUCCCUCCGGUCAGUGACGUGUGAAUCUGUAAAAUGUUCAGUGGGAUGAGUCAUUUGAAUGAAAGACGACAAACUGGAUGUGCGGUGUAGAGUAGUUGUUUUUUUUUGUGUGUUUAUUAUUUUUUUUGCCCGAUGCCACAAAUGCCGAUCAAACAGGUUUAGUGCGUAAGAAUAGAUUUUAGGUGACGUAGUGGCUUGUCAUUCUGGUUCUCGUAUUUAUGAACUGUAACUGAGCCAAACUAACUUUUAACAGUCAGAGACGUUAGGAAGCCGCCGGACUGCAGACGUGUUGUUGUACAUACUCUUUAAAUACUGUAGUUCUCAAUGGUCCUCUUCCUCCUCCUCUUCCUCCUCCUCCGCCCCUCUAGUGAUGAGGUUUGCCUGCAUAGUUGACGAUAUCUCACCCUCCCUGUAUUUAAUACGUUCCUUUGUGUCGCACAUUGAUGUUGCUUAGAUUAGAUUCUGCUGGUUUAAACAAAGUGGAUUCAGGUACGCGUGGUUUCCUCCUGUGUAACUGGAAGAAAUCUCAAACAUGUAAAAACAAAUGAAAAGAGUAUGUGCUGUUUGAUUUGAAGUAUUUGGGUGAAUUUGGCCAAAUCUGCUUUGAAAACCCAGUUUUGUUUUUAUGGUGUUAAUUGUGAAAAUGCUUCUUCUUUUUUUCAAUAUUUGAAACGAUUCUACUUUGGUGGAUUUAUUUCCGCCGGCGUGAUUAGCGUGUUCUCCAUCGGCUCCUUUGCUCAUCAGUGUUAAAUGCUUUGUAAAGACGUGUUCGAGAUCUAUUUAAAUUAAGUUUGAUGACGCACAUUAGGUUGAAGUUGUGUUGCGGUUUGGAUGAAAUCAUUUUUAAUGCCUCGCUUGAUGUUUGACUUCUCGUGUUGAUGAAUCACUGCUCAUUCAUUCUCUGCGUGAUGUUUGUUUUUUCUCUUUUUGAAUCUGCUUUUAACUUAAAGGACUAACACAGACUGUAAUCACAUGUCUUACUUGAACCUGUCGACUUCGCUGAAAUGGAUUUUUCCUGCUGCUGCUGGUUUGGAUUCGUCGUUGGUGUAAACGAGCAUUUUGACAGAUCUUAAACAUUGAGCGUUAUAUUUCACCUCACUAUGAAUUUGUGUGCACUUGUUAUUCAAACUUAUCCCUGGAUUUUUUGAGACUUCAUUUUCCAAAUAAUAAAACCUCAAAUUGGGAACCGUU